UGGUGGAGGGGGUAGCAGACAUGUUGCUAUCCUCAAAAAGUGCCUCCUGAGUCAUAACACCAUGUGAACCCUAGUUACGAUGCAGAGCACAGUGGGUCAGCGCAGCAGGACUACUGUGGCCUACAUUGUUCCAAUAGUUGGAAUAUGUGCUGCUGCUUUCCUUCUUACCAAUAUCUUCAUUUACCUCUAUCUGGACUCUGUGUAUCAGCCUGGUUUGCAGCAAGUUUCACCUCUGGUGGGCUGUGUGCCUCAACACUUUAAAAUGCCAACCAUGAAAGACUGCACCGCCUGGCUCCAGUGUUUACAAAUAAACACUGAAGUACACGAGCUGAAGCUGAUUGGCCAGGGAGCAGUGAAGAAGGUUUAUUUGGCAGAGUGGAGAGGCCAGAAGGUAGCUCUGUCAAGGCUAUCAUCUCUCAAUUACUUGGAGGAUUUUCUCCAUGGAUUGUCAAUGUUACAGGCCCUGCAGAGCCCCCAGGUGGUUCAGUUGGUGGGGUUUUGCCUUGAAGAGCACAUCAUUUUGACAGAACACCACCCAUUUGGCUCAUUGCUUAAUCUGGAUGAUGUUCUUGAAAAAGAGCAGCACCAGCAACACAACAAUUGGGAGAUGCGGCUGAGGCUAGCUAUAGAUUACGUCACCAUCCUCCAUUACCUUCAUAACAGCCCAGUUGGGCGACGAGUUAUGUGCGAUUCAAACAGCCUUGAGAAAACUCUGUCCCAAUUUCUACUGACAAAUGACUUUCAUCUAGUAGUGAAUGACCUUGAUGCACUUCCUGAAGUGGAUAUGUCCAGAAACUUGUCAGUGAAAUGUGGCCAUCGGGAGCUCACUGGAGAUUUUGUUGCCCCAGAGCAGCUAUGGCCAUUCAGAAACAAUGGAAAGCCUUUUUCAGACAAUCUCAUGCCAGAGUAUGAUGAGAAGACCGAUAUUUGGAAGAUCCCAGAUGUGACGUGGUUCCUUAUGGGAAAGGUACCUGGCGGGGAUUUAGUCCAUUUCCAUCUUUUUCAGAUCCAUGAGAAGUGCAAGAAGAAGGAUCCCACCGACCGCCCUUCAGCUUUUGAUGUUUUGAAGGUUUACAAAUCAGUCUACAGCAGCAUGGUACGAGACAGUGCUGGGUUUAGAGAUAUGCUGUAGAGUAAUGCCUCAUUUGAAGAGACUAUCAAUAUACAAGAACUAUCCAAGCUAUGGUUUGGCUAUCUCAUGUACUUUAAUAAAUGCACUUCACUUGUUCUGUCUGUCAAUCUUUCAGCAAAUAUUUCUGUAUGUCUAGAAAUGAUGAUAGAGCUGGAGUUCUUAAUAAUAUUAACCAGGGCAUACCAUGGAAUUUCCACCUUGAAAUUCUAUACAUAAUACCCCAUAAGGGCAGUUUAUUAAAAAAAAAAAAAAAAAAGUUUCCUUGAAAUUCUUGGAGUGUAUAAGUAUUCACAGCCUUUGCAGUAUUAAUCAAAAUUGAUUUUAGCUGCAUUCUAUUUUCAUUGAUCAUUUGUCAGCUGUUUCUACAACUUGACUGAGGUCCACCUGUGGUGAUUUCAGUUGAUUAGACAUGAUUUGGAAAGGUACACACCUGUCUGUGUAAGGUCCCAUAGUUGAUAGUGCAUGUUGGAACACAAACCAAGAAAAAAAACGUUUUCACAUAAAUAGCCUCCUUGACUCCACACUCAAACCAGUGUGUCUCACUAUCCAGGAUGUGUAAGUGCUACGUCCAGAUGAACAGAUAAGAUGUGGUCCCAAAUGGAGCUAUUUUAUUUCAUUUUAUUUAUUUACAUAUACUAAUGGCAAGGAUCCAGUUUGAUUAUAAAUAGAUUUAUUAGAGGUUGAAUUAGUCUGCUACAGUGGAUCAUAAUCACUUGUCAGUGGCUUUAUCAGUGAACAAGACAUUGCUUUCAAGGCAAGAAGCAUAAAAAAAAUUAAAACAAUCUAAUAAGUAGCUCUUUUUUUUUUUACAGAGAAAAGAGCAGUUAAUUAUACAGAAUAACCAACAAUCUGCAGCCUACCUGGGUCUCACUUGUUGUUCGUUUAAAUUAGCAGUUUAGAAUGUUUAGAAUAAGUGGUAGAUCACAAAAAGUUAGGACAAACCUGCUAUUUACAUUUCCCAUUGUUUAGAUAUUUUUCCCCUUUGGUUGAUAAUUUAAGUUCCAUAUGGACCAAGGUUUGUUACCUGGUUCUAAAAGCAAAUAGAAAAUGCAAUGUUUGUUUUCUCGUGAUUUGAACUGUUCUGUUUUCUUAUUCCACCUUAUGGCUGGAAUAGUAUAAUAUUCAGACAUUAUUUAUUUAUUUGUAACCGCAUCAAAGACAUAUACAUUAAAUAUUGAAAUUCAACCUCAUGGUUACUUCUCCGUUUAGGUGACAUAGUACACUGAUUGAUACAUUGAUUGAUCAGGUCUGUGAAUAUGUAACCAUUUAUGACUAUUACUAUAAGAAAUGGACAUUAAUCAAAUUUAAAAAGCCAUUUUUUGUUUUUGAGUCUUAUUUGUUUUGGGAUAUGGAUGCUGGGCUUUGGGGUAGACAUUUUCUUUAUAUGUAGGGAGUAAUACUGACUAGUUGGCUUCGAUAGAGGUGUGCUUGCCGUUGACAAAGACCCAUCUGACUCAGCAUCAUCAGGAUAUCUCUGUGAAAUGCCUUUGUCAAGAUAGCAUAAAAAAAUGGGUUGGUGCAAGAGUUGAGAGGAUAGAAAAGAACAAGCAGCACCUGUGGAGAAAAAGACAAAACCCUUAUUAUAAAUGGGGGAGGUGGGGGGGUGCAUUAAAUAUUACAAGUAUGUCAAGUUAUACCUUGGAAUCUGUGACAGUUAUCAUCGGAUGGUGGAAAGCUGCAGACAGGCCGUAGAAACAAAUGGGAGCCAGACAUAAAAAGUUGGUGAAAAUAAUAACAGCCAUGCGUUUGGCCAUGCUCGCGUCGUAUCUGCUGGAGUUAUGAUUGGGAUUGUGUACCAUAAAAUAGAUGUGGAUGUAACAUAAGCAUACAACCAUAAAAGCAGUGACAUUAACAAUCAAGACAGAAAUAAUGUAUGUCCGUGCAGCAGUUGUCCCAGUGUCUAUAGGUAAGCAGAUGCUUACUUUCUGGUAACUGCUCACACCAACUACUGGCAGCAGUGCAAGAAACGCACACAACAACCAGCCAACAAGCAUUAGCACAGAUGCAUGACGCAACCUCAUUUUUCUGUCUGGCCUGAUAGCUGAGAAGAUGGCAUUCCAGCGCUGAAGACUGAUUAGAGUUAAUGUGAACACAGAUAACUCACUGGCAAACACAGAUAAUGUUCCUACUAUAUUGCAGCCACUUCCUGUUUGCCAGGUAAUCGCAUAGUGAUGAUAAUUGGAGCGUGUGUAGAAAUCCACAAAUGCAAUGACCAGCAAGUAGAACCCCAUACAGCAAUCUGCAAAUGCCAGGUGACCUAUAAGAAAACGGGUAACAGACAUUUUCUGUCGACUGGUCAACAGGAUGAAGAGCACUAAUAGGUUUGCUGAAAUGGCAAAUAAACUGAUGACCCAGACCAAUAUCCUCAGGAUGUCUUUACUCAUCACAUCUUCACAGGGGUUCAAAGCAUCAGGCAGGGGGGUGCAUGAGGGUCCAUCAUCUGCGUCAAGUUCAUUACACAGCGAAAAGUCAAAAACUUCACUGAGAUGCUCUGAAUAUGUUUUUACAUAGAACAAAGUAUCAUCCUGAGACUUCUUGGUUGGGCAAAUCAGGCUGUUGGGAUUGCUAUUUGCACUGCCAUGAGUUGGAAUACCAAACUUUUUAGAUUUCAGAUGUUGUGAGAUGUUGUACUCCAGAUACCUCUGAGAGAGCAUUGCAGAAGACAGCUGCAGCUUUCCUGAAGUAGCCCAUGUCAGGUUGCAGAUAACUGCCUCAGAGUGUCUUGCACAGAAAUGAAAAGAGUUAUUUUUCAGGAAAUGAAUUACAAGCAUAUUUUCAAAUACAAAUUUUGUGACGAAAGUGGGUUGUUGUUUAACCACAUUUAAAUUGUAAAUAAAAACAAUGCAAUAAUCUUCAAAUAAUUUAAAGCCUAUUUUUAAUUAAAAAUGCAAAGGCAAGUGACCAUAUGUGCUUUUUUUGUUACUAUUAAAACAGUUAGGACAUAGUCUAUGUUUACCACUGAGUUUCAUUAUCUCUUCUUUUAAGAACACUGUAAAUUAAAGUCUUUUUACAUUAAC
Neolamprologus brichardi is the source of this 4149-nucleotide messenger RNA. RefSeq names its product protein O-mannose kinase (gene pomk). The record is from RefSeq and is a predicted model, not a curated record. Gene Ontology annotation, cellular component: endoplasmic reticulum membrane. Gene Ontology annotation, biological process: protein phosphorylation; carbohydrate phosphorylation; protein O-linked glycosylation. NCBI's taxonomy places the organism in Eukaryota, Metazoa, Chordata, Actinopteri, Cichliformes, Cichlidae. Gene Ontology annotation, molecular function: ATP binding; carbohydrate kinase activity; protein kinase activity.